Molecule: messenger RNA, 1588 nt
Organism: Aspergillus costaricaensis CBS 115574
Lineage: Eukaryota; Fungi; Ascomycota; Eurotiomycetes; Eurotiales; Aspergillaceae
Product: amino acid transporter
Exons: 7
Coding region: 135-1502 (455 amino acids)
Biological process (GO): amino acid transmembrane transport
Cellular component (GO): vacuolar membrane
Molecular function (GO): amino acid transmembrane transporter activity
Source: RefSeq, a predicted model, not a curated record
GUGCUGUUGCUGCUGUCGCUGAGACUUCGAGAGAUUCGAGACGGGUGCUUGUUCAACACUUUAUAUCCCCAUCCAUCUCACUCACCCUGCUCGAGGAGUCGGCCUGUCAACCAACCCAUCCCUGAAGAGCAAUCAUGUCGACCUUGGACGUGAAGGAUAUCGAGAAUGGACCGGGUCGCCGGGUCGAAGAAGAUGGAGGCAUGUGGGAGAAUGAUAUAGUGAAGACACCUUCCGUGGAGAAGGAUCCCUUUGGAAAUGAAGCUGUUGGAGAGGUUCACUAUAAGACUCUCGACUGGUGGCAAUCUGGAAUGCUGAUGAUCGCCGAGACUGUGUCACUGGGUGUUCUGUCUCUUCCCGCCACCGUGGCUGAGGUUGGCUUGAUCCCUGCUAUCAUCCUCAUCGUCGGCAUGGGCAUCAUCGCCACCUACUCUGGCUAUGUCAUUGGACAGUUUCGGGCCAGAUAUCCCUUCAUCCACAGCAUGGCUGAUGCCGGUGAGGUCUUGUGCGGCCGCUACGGUCGCAUGUUCACGGAAUUCGCUCAGCUGGUGUUCUUCAUGUUCGCGUCGGGUAGUCACUUGGUGACCUUCACUGUCAUGAUGAACACCCUUACCAACCACGGAACCUGCUCUGUCGUGUUUGGUGUUGUCGGUUUGGUGCUUUCCUUCGCCUGCUCUCUUCCUCGUACCAUGAAGAACGUCUCAUGGCUGGCCGUGACUUCCUUCAUCAGUAUUUUCUCGGCCGUCUUGAUCACCAUGAUUGGAGUUGCUGUUGAACACCCGCACCCCGCGCCCAUGGAGCUCACCCGCUCGACUUCUUUCGUCAAGGGCUUCUCAGCUGUCACCAACAUUGCUUUUGCCUACUGCGGUCACCCUGCCUUCUUCGGUUUCAUCGCCGAGAUGAAGGAUCCCAAGGACUUCCCCAAGUCCCUCUGCAUGUUGCAGGGCUUUGAAAUCGUCUUCUACACGGUCGCAUCCGCCGUCAUCUAUCGCUACGCCGGUCAGAACGUCACCUCCCCCGCCCUGGGCUCCGCCGGUAUUGUCGUUCGUAAGGUCGCCUAUGGCAUUGCCAUUCCCACCAUCGUCAUCGCGGGUGUCGUCCUGGGACACGUUGCCAUCAAGAACGUCUACGUCCGCCUGUUCCGCGGUACGGAUGUCAUGCACAAGCGCAGUGCCCUGGGUGUCGGUGCCUGGAUUGGUCUCGCUGCGGGCUACUGGAUCAUCGCCUGGGUGAUUGCCGAGGCCAUCCCUGUCUUCAGCGAUCUUGUCAGCUUGGUCAGCGCAUUGUUUGCUAGUUGGUUUUCAUUCGGUCUGCCCGGUGUCUUCUGGCUGUACAUGUACUGGGGCAACUACUUCACCUCUGUCCGCAAAACGCUGCUUACCCUCGCCAACGUGGCAUUGUUUGGCAUUGGCGCCACCAUCUGUGUCUGUGGUCUCUGGGUCUCCGGACUCUCGAUCUCCAGUGACAGCUCUGGCAGCAGCUUCUCCUGCGCCAAUAAUGCCUAAUUCGGGUCAUGAGCUACUGCCUCCUCGUGACUGGGUUGUAUAUAUGUAUAGACUUGUAUUAUAGAUAGACUUUUAUUUAAUAUACC